Molecule: messenger RNA, 2682 nt
Organism: Hemiscyllium ocellatum (epaulette shark)
Lineage: Eukaryota; Metazoa; Chordata; Chondrichthyes; Orectolobiformes; Hemiscylliidae
Product: ornithine decarboxylase-like
Exons: 12
Coding region: 595-1923 (442 amino acids)
Cellular component (GO): cytoplasm
Molecular function (GO): ornithine decarboxylase activity
Source: RefSeq, a predicted model, not a curated record
GUUAGAAUCGAUCAAUUGGCAGAGUAAACAUGAUAGAGCUCUCUGAGCUGACACUUUGAAGCAAGUAGACGCGGAAAGGAAGGAGUGCCUUUACUUCCUUCACAAAAAGACUGAAGUCUGUCAGGCAGCGAGAUUUGAGGACAGUUGGCAGUGAAAUUGAAGGCGGAGGCAUAUCAGGAGACAAACACAUAGUUGGGCGGAUCCGCCAACUUAGUGAACCCACGUCCACAAUUCGGAUCCAGAAUCAGCAGCGGCUAGAUCAAGUAACUUUUGUGAGACAGGAUCGAGAAUCAUCGCGGGACAGAGCCAGAAGUGAAGGAUCUAUUCCAGAAAGGAAGGGAUAAACGAGGCACAGACUGAUUCAGAACUGCCGAACAGAUCAGUGAGCUGGCAAAGUGAGGUUCCUGAAGUGCUGCAAUAUCGAUGAAAGGAGGGAGCUGAAUGAGAAAAUAUUCAAAUAGAACAGGAGAAAGAGAGAGAGAGGCCACCUAUCGGGGUUUACAGUCGAAAGACGAGUUCAGUGCAAGACAUGCAUGAUGUGACUGAAUCCCAGGUAGUUGUAAAGUCUGAAGUCAAACCUUUGCAAGCUGAGAAAUGGAAAACAUCAUGAAUGGAUCUGAAUUUGUCAUUUUGGAGAAAGGUGUCACUAUAAUGGAUAUCAUUGAUCAAAAGAUCAAAGAGCAAAUGCUUAGGGAGAACACAGAUGCUUUCUCUGUUGCUGAUCUGGGUGAUCUUGUACAUCAGCAUCUGCGAUGGCAGAAGGCUCUGCCCCGAGUGAAACCUUUCUACGCUGUGAAAUGUAACAACAGCAAACCAGUGGCUCAGAUUCUUGCUCAAAUGGGACUCGGCUUUGACUGUGCCAGUAAGAAUGAAAUUGCGACAAUAUUAGAUAUUGGUGUACCGGCAGAGAGAAUCAUUUAUGCAAAUCCCUGCAAGGAGGUCUCUCAUAUUAAAUAUGCUGUGAGCCGUGGAGUGCAGAUGAUGACAUUUGAUAACAAAGAUGAACUGCUCAAAGUUGCAAUGAUCUAUCCAACUGCCAAAAUGGUUGUGCGCAUUGCUGUAAAUGACUUUACAUCCCAUUCGCCCUUGAGUGAAAAGUUUGGAGCAUCACUAAGUGAGUGCAGACUGCUAAUGGAAUAUGCAAAGGCUUUGAAUUUGGACAUCAUUGGUGUUAGUUUUCAUGUUGGAAGUGGCUGUACUGAUCCAAAGAUUUUUGCUCAGGCUAUAGCUGAUGCACAUGUUGUCUUUGAUAUUGGGAUUCAUCUUGGAUUUCAGAUGUAUUUACUUGAUAUUGGCGGUGGUUUUCCAGGAAUUGCAGAAGACAAAGUUACAUUUGAAGAGGUAGCAGCUGAGAUCAAUCCUGCAUUGGACAUUUAUUUUCCUGACAAAACUGAAGUACAGAUAAUCGCUGAACCAGGCCGUUAUUAUGUGACCUCAUCUUUCACACUGGUUGUAAAUAUCAUCGCUAGAAAAAUAAUUGAAAAUUCUCACGCCAGCUCCAAUGAUGAGGAGGCCGGAAAUGAGAAGACCAUGAUGUAUUAUUUAAAUGACGGAGUAUAUGGUUCUUUCAAUAACUUUGCAAAAUAUCGUGAACUAUUGAAGCCAACCUUCUAUGAAAAACACUCCCUUGACCAAAAGCUGUAUAACACCAGGAUUUGGGGACCCACCUGUGAUGCAUGGGAUCAUAUUUCCGAUACUUGGAAGCUGCCUGAACUGGAGAUUGGAGACUGGUUGCUCUUUCGAAACAAUGGAGCAUACACCAUCAGCACCUCAACCAUGUUCAAUGGUUUUCAUGCAGUCCCAACACACUAUGCUAUAUCAGAGGAUGCCUGGGAAACCCUUCAGAAUAUAAAGAAAGAAAUACAAUUUCCAGUGGAAGAACAGGAUGGCGUAGACCCUCAACAUCUGGUCAUCAGACAAUAAGAUUUAGGAUCGAAGCAGCCAUUUGGUCCAUCAUGGCUGCUUUAUCACUUACUGCGAUCAAGACUAAACGGAUAAUCCUUAACUGCAUUUACCUGCAUUUUUCCGAAAAUCAUUGUCUCCCUUAUUGACUAAAAUUUGUCUUUCCCAGCCUUCAACACUCUUAAUUUUCCAGCCUGUGAUAAAGAAUUCCACAAAUUCACUCCCCUUUGACAAAACAAAUUCCUCCUCAUCCCUGUUUUAAAUAUAUGUCCCAUAGUCUGAGAUUAUGCCCUCUGUUCCCAGAAUCUCCCACAAGGGAAAACAACCUUUUUACAUUUCCCGUGUCAAGUCAGCUAAAGAACUUUGUUUAAAUAAGGCCGCACUCCUUCUUCUAAUCUCCAAUAAGUACAGACUCAAUGUACUCAAUCUGUGACCCCUCCAUACCUGCAAUAAGCGUAGUGAAUGUCUGCACUGCCUCCAAUGCCAUGGUAUAUUUCCUUAGAUAAGGGUAUCAAAACUGUUCAGAGUAUUCUAGGUGUGGUCUGUACUGUUUUAACAAGAAUUCUCUCUUUUGAAACAGUGAUGCAAAUCCCUUUUAUCAUCAAUAUGAAUGAUAAAAAUAACUCUGAUUCUUCCAACAUUUGUAUAAACAGACAACAUAUUCAGCUUGGCUUGAAUUUACACCUUGUUAAUAUACUGGAUGAAAUUACUAAUAAUGUUAAAUGUUUAGCUUCUUUGUUAUGACAAUUUUUCACUUUGAGUUUUACCUUCCAGAUGAAU